ACCUCCACUGUCAGCAUGCAAGACUGCACUGCCAAAUCGAAUACCGAACAGCCUCACUUCCUUCAAAAAAUCAGCCAGGUAGACGAGGGCAGUGGCACACUCACACAUUUGCACGUAUUCUGCCUCGACAGAAGAUAGAGUGACGAUCGGCUGUGUUUUGGCACUCCACAAGACAGGGCCUCCACACAGGAAGACAAGGUGAACCCCACUGGACUUCCUAUCCUCGCUAUCUGCCCAUGAUGAAUCAGAAAACGCACACAGAUGCAACACACUGCCUGACUGACAGCCAUUGAACUCUAUCCCUUUCUCCUUUGUCGCGCUCAGGUAUCGCAAUACAUGCCUGGCUGCUGUCCAAUGGCUCGCUCCUGGGUUGUGGGCGUGCUUGGCCAGCUCCUUGACGGCGAAUGCGAUGUCCGGUCGGCAUGUGACAGAGCAGAACAUGAGGGAUCCCACAAGUUGUCGAUAGGGAUCUUGCUCUUCUUCUUCUUCUUCUUCUUCUUGUCCUCAGUCUGCGGUGCCAUAUCGCUGGUCAGUCGCACACCAGAUGCACAUGGGAAUGGUGUUGGGUUGGCUUGGUCCAUGUGGUACUUGCUGAUCAUCUUGUCGAUGUAUUGUGGCUGUGUGAUGGUCAGGUGUCGUCGUGGUCGGUCUCGUGUGAUCUUGAGUGCCAGGAACACAUCAGCCUCGCCCAAAUCCUUCGUCGCGAAGACUGUCGACAGCUGCGAUUUGGACCAGGUAACCCCCUCUUCGCUGCUGGCGAUAGGGAUAUCAUCGACGAACACACACAACAUGAUUCCCUUGUUGUCGUGCAGGUACACACAGGGCUCCUUGGGAUGGCGGCGGAAGCCGAGAUGCAGUAGUUGGUUGUGGAGGGUGAUGUUCCACGCACGCGGGGCCUCUUUGAGUCCAUAAAGGGCGUUCCGGAGGCGGACAACAUAUCCCGGGCGCUCGUAGCCAGGUGGGCACUCCAUGAAGACUGGCUUGUCGAGCGGCGCGUUGAGAAAUGCUGUGACGUCCAUUUGGUGAAUUUCCAGGUCGAGGUGAUUGGCGAUGGCCAGGACUGCUCGCACAACGUGGUAAGAGAGCGUCGGGGCGAACACAUCCUCCACUUGGUUCUUCUCUUGCUCGAAUCCGCGGGCGACGAUGCGGGCCUUGUACUUGUCAGGCUUGA
Messenger RNA from Vitrella brassicaformis, 1171 nucleotides. NCBI's taxonomy places the organism in Eukaryota, Vitrellaceae. The record is from the annotation of a GenBank genome assembly.